CCCCGCCCCUGCCCCCCGGCAGGCGGAAGAUGUCCAAAAUGGCGCUGCGCUGGGGCGUCGUGUCGGCUGGCUUAAUUGCCAGCGACUUUACCACCGUGCUGAGCUCACUGCCUCCCUCGGAGCACCAGGUGGUAGCGGUAUCUGCGAGGGACCUAAACCGGGCAGAGGAGUUUGCACAGAAAUACAACAUCCCCAAGGCCUACGGCUCCUAUGAGGAACUAGCCAAGGACCCAAACGUGGAGGUGGCCUACAUCGCCACCCAGCACCCCCAGCACAAGCCAGCUGUACUCCUCUGCCUGGCAGCAGGCAAGGCUGUCCUUUGCGAGAAACCCAUGGGCGUGAAUGCAGCAGAAGUUCGGGAGAUGGUUGCCAAAGCCCGUUCUCAGGGCACCUUCCUUAUGGAGGGCAUUUGGAGCCGGUUUUUUCCUGCCAUGGAGGCUCUGAGGGAAGUUUUGGUCAAAGGAACUAUCGGAGAUCUACGAGUGGCCCGGGCAGAAUUUGGGAUGGAUUUAAGAUCUGUACCCCGGGCCACAGACUGGAACCAGGCCGGCGGUGGUCUGUUGGACCUAGGCAUCUACUGUGUCCAGUUCCUCUCCAUGGUCUUUGGUGCACAGAAACCAGAGAAGAUUUCAGCUGUCGGGAGGAUCUAUGAAACAGGAGUGGACGACACUGUCAGCGUGCUACUUCAGUACCCAGGAGGGGUUCAUGGGAAUUUCACCUGCAGCAUCUCCUCCAACCUCCCCAACACAGCGUAUGUGAAUGGUACCAAGGGCAUGGCCCAGAUUCUCAAAACGUGGUGCCCAACAGAACUGGUGGUGAAUGGAGAGCGGAAGGAGUUCCCUGCGCCUGCCCUCGGGAAAGAGUACAAUUUUGUAAAUGGGUCAUGCUUGCUCUAUGAAGCCAACCACGUCCGUGAGUGCCUGCGCAAAGGUCUUAAGGAGAGUCCCGUAGUUCCUCUGGCAGAGAGUGAGCUCUUGGCUGAAAUCCUUGAGGAGGUGAGGAAGGCCAUUGGAGUCACCUUCCCCCAGGAUAAACGCUGAUGCAGCUCCUGCCAUAGACGGCAGGCAACCUUUCCUCCUACUUGGACCUCCCUAACCUGACCCUCUUUGCUUUGGAGGUUUUUGUUUAUAGUUUUUGUUUGUUUGGUUUUUGUUUUUUGCAUGACAGCCUGUGCUUUCACUUUGGAGAGCACUCCCUUUCUGGGUGUGGAAGGCCAGCUUUGAUGGGUCAGGGUCUGAAGAGGAGCUGUGAUACGUAGACACAGAGGAGUGGAUACAUAGACACAGAGGAGUGGAUACAUAGACACAGAGGAGUGGAUACAUAGACGCAGAGGAGUGGAUACAUAGACACAGGAAGCUGCUUCUUUUUGUUUGUUUGUUUUUUUGAGACAGGGUUUCUCUGUGUAGUCCUGGCUGUCCUGGAACUCACUCUGUAGAACACACACACACUUAAACAAGGCUCCAACAAUUUAUUUUUCCUCCAUAUUCCCCAGCAAACUCUUUCAAGAAGUAUACAAAUUACAAUGUGGUUACAUUCUAUCUUUAAGUGAAUGGAUAAAUGAAGUACAAUAAGUUUAAGUAAAAAAACAAGAACAACAAAGCCCAGCACCCCCAAUACCCUUAAGUGAAUAAACGAUUUAUGUAUUACAGGGGGAAAAUGGAUGACAUUAACAUGAAUCCACAUGCAUUCAUGGCUAAGUAAUUUGUUAUAGGCUAACAAAAUAGGCAAGGAAAGGUAUAUUUCUCAGCCAGUUCUUUGACUGGCAAGCUGCAGUU
Mastomys coucha (southern multimammate mouse) is the source of this 1775-nucleotide messenger RNA. It is a transcript of the gene Dhdh, whose product is annotated as dihydrodiol dehydrogenase. Lineage: Eukaryota; Metazoa; Chordata; Mammalia; Rodentia; Muridae. The transcript has 7 exons. Gene Ontology annotation, biological process: D-xylose catabolic process. Gene Ontology annotation, molecular function: nucleotide binding; D-xylose 1-dehydrogenase (NADP+) activity. The record is from RefSeq and is a predicted model, not a curated record. The coding region runs from base 30 to 1040 and encodes 336 amino acids.